This is a messenger RNA of Rhodamnia argentea, 937 nucleotides long. Its product is annotated as SKP1-like protein 1B. NCBI's taxonomy places the organism in Eukaryota, Viridiplantae, Streptophyta, Magnoliopsida, Myrtales, Myrtaceae. Gene Ontology annotation, cellular component: nucleus; cytoplasm. The transcript is spliced from 2 exons. The coding region runs from base 93 to 557 and encodes 154 amino acids. Gene Ontology annotation, biological process: SCF-dependent proteasomal ubiquitin-dependent protein catabolic process. The record is from RefSeq and is a predicted model, not a curated record. Gene Ontology annotation, molecular function: cullin family protein binding.
UUCUCCAAGAAAUGUCCUCCAAAUCGUUAGGGUUUCCCUGCAAUUGAAUCGUCGCCUUCCUCUUCUCCCGAGAAAACCUGUGCGGAGGAGCCAUGUCAUCCACUCGCAAGAUCAUCCUGAAGAGCUCAGACGGAGAGUCCUUCGAGGUGGAGGAGCCGGUGGCUCUGGAGUCCCAGACCAUCAAGCACUGGAUCGAGGAGAAGGGCGCCAACGACGCCAUCCCCCUCCUCAAAGUCACCAGCAAGGUCCUCUCCAAGGUCAUCGAGUACUGCAAGAAGCACGUCGACGCCGCACGCGCCUCCUCCGUCGCCGACGAUGACCUCGAGGCCUGGGACGCCAAGUUCGUCAAGGUUGACCAGGCCACUCUCUGCGAUCUCAUCCUGGCGGCAAAUUAUCUGAGCAUUGAGGGCUUGCUGGAUCUGACCUGCCAGGCUGUGGCUGACAUGAUUAUGGGGAUGACACCUGAGAAGGUCAGGGAAACAUUCAACAUCAAGAAUGACUUCACACCCGCGGAAGAGUUAGAGGUUCAAAUGGAGACCGAAUGGGUCUAUGAGUGAAAUGAAGUGCUUAGUUAAAGCCAAAGUUUUGCUCUGGGAAACUGGGUUUGCAAUUUCUAACUCGAGAUCAAUCUUCUAACUUCUUGCUCAGGCGAUUGUUCUUUGUAUCAUAUAUGGUCUUACUUUUCACAUAGCGCGAUUUUAAGAGAUGAUGGCUCUGUUUCUUGGUUGCUGCAAUGCAUUGAGGCGUCUGUUUCGCCCGUUUUACUUUGGUUAUGCAUGCUGCAGAUGUUGCUAGCUAUCUCUAGUGCACUGGAAAUUUGUGCCAAAGGAGUUCGAUGUCUGAAUACAGUUGCUUGUUAGGAAAACAAGUACCUCUAGUGGUCCUCAUGGUGUAACUGUGGUUGAUAAUGAUUGAAGGUGUUGUUUAGUUAGUUGUU